Molecule: messenger RNA, 6498 nt
Organism: Spodoptera litura
Lineage: Eukaryota; Metazoa; Arthropoda; Insecta; Lepidoptera; Noctuidae
Biological process (GO): microtubule cytoskeleton organization; axonogenesis; dendrite development
Cellular component (GO): neuronal cell body; microtubule associated complex; cytosol
Molecular function (GO): actin binding; microtubule binding
Source: RefSeq, a predicted model, not a curated record
CGUGCCGAGCGGUCGAUUCAUACGCUAGCCCUGGGCGAACCGUCGGCAGUCGCGCCGGCGCCGCCGUCGGCGAUGGACCACGACGAGGACAGGUCCUUGUCUUUGGGGACGGAGGUAUCUGCCUCCGUGCCCCCACCGAGCCCUCUUACGGGAUGUUAUUUGCUCGCGGUGAUCGGGGAGCCCCACACUCACGAGCACAAGGAGAUUAUUCUGCAGCGGCUUGUUAAAGGGCUGCUGUCAUGGGACGCAGGAGAGCACCAGGUCGACCUGGAGAAGGAGUUAUCCACCCUCACGGCGCAGGCACCCGAGGGGGAGGAAGCUCGCUAUGGCGAACGUCUGAUCCAGUUCGCUUCAGAGAACCUGGUGACGGAGAUCCUGAUCCACCCACAGAUGAACACGCUGAUGCAGUGCAUGCGGAACCUGCUCAGCUCCUUUACUCGACACAGGCACCUUGUGCACGCUGGAUAUACAUUCGCUGGGAACGGCUCCUGGAUCAUGCAGGACGGGACCUUUUCCCUAGCUGACUUCACUGAUGCUUACCAAGAAAAUGAGGUACAGCGCGUCAUUCGCGCCUAUGAGAAUUCGAUUUCUAUUGAUGUUCACUGCUCCACCAGCGGUGGAGGAGAAUGGGCCAAGCUCCCCGAGAUGCCCUUCGUGAAAUACUGCAAGAUUAGGGUCAACCCUACUGAUAUACUCGACUCUGGCUCUCAAGCCAUCAAGGAUUUUAUUGCAUACCUGGACCCAUACGUGGUACCAGCCAGCCUGGACCAGCUCCUGGUGUCGAGCGACGUGGUGGGCAACAUCAGGUUCAGCCACCCCACGCUCUACGUGUUCCCAGGAGGACAAGGAGACGCCGCGCUGUUCGGCAUCAAUGGAUUUAAUAUGCUUGUGGAUGGAGGCUUCUCCCGCAAGGCUUGCUGGUGGGACUUCGCCCGCCACUUGGACCGUCUCGACGCAGUCCUGUUCACCAGGCUCAACAACUGCUCAGUCUCCGGCAUGGCAUCUGUCCUGCGCAGGAAGGCAGGAGCUACUGUCUACCCACAGAUUGGACACUUCUUCUGUAACUUAGAAGAAAGGCGCGCUCUCGCGAGCCCUGACGGAGACAAGGAUACGGAUCCUCUGCUGGUGUCGCUGCUGCAGGAGGGCUCCGACAUGAUGGCCGACCUGCGCCAUAUCAAUCUCAAACCACAACACUGCUACAGAAGUCCAGAGCCCAUCAACCUCUACCAUAAAGUUGGACAUGGUACCCUAGACAUGUACGUACUGAAUCCGUCCAAGGACUCUAAAUACGUUCGUGAAUUCUUGAAACGUUGGCACAACAGUGAACAAAAGUUAUUUGAUGGUGCGAGUGUGUCUGGACAGUUUAACUUCCCGAUACCUAACUUAGUUUCCAUCUGUGCGUUGCUAGUGUGGCGCCCGGCCAACCCUGACGACACGAUCACGAGGAUUAUGUUCCCCGGAUCGACACCACAACACAAAAUAUUCGAAGGCUUAGAAAAACUUAAACACUUAGAAUUUCUACAACACCCCACUUGCACGGGUAGGCAGAUGGCGCCUACGGUACCAGCUGUCACCGCUACAGCAACUACGGUUACAACUACAAAAACUAGCGCUAAGACGACAACCAAAUCCAGUAAAGAAAGAAGUAUCAUUACAGAAAAAACGAAAGACGACAAAAUUGUUGAACCUGAACCUCCUCCAAAAGAUCUUAAAGAUGGUGAAACAAAGAAUAUAAUAGAUAAUAAACUACUUAGUGAGCUCGUAGAUGCGGAAGAUAAAAUGGACUCUGUCUUACACGAGGCUAUAACUGCAAGGAUAGAAACUAAACUAGAUGAUAAGAUUGCUCAAUACGAGAGCACUGUGAUAGAUGGUUUACCUAAAAAGAAAGAUGUCAAAAAGAAGGCUGUGGAGAAGAAAACGAAACGCGUUGAUAAGACUGAUGAAGUUAAAGACUCUAUAGUUAAGGCUGAUGCUAAAAAAGUUGAAGCUGAAGCGAAAACAAAAGUAGAAAAGAAAUCAAAAGUUGACACACGAAAGUCUGAAAUGACGUCGUCGAUUACAAGAAGUAAAAUCAGUCAUCGCGCAACGCGGGCUGUUUCAGAACGAAAAGCAACAUCAAGUACAGAGAAAAAAGCAGGAUCGGAAGAUAAAAAGUCACCCCCAACAACACCUAAAAAAUUAACUGACACUAAAUCUACUCCAUCCGUUCCAGUUUUAAAAGAUAAAAUAAAAGCCAAAACUAGAAGACUGAGUCCAGGAAGCACCCCAGCUAAGAGCACUAAGGAAGCGAAAAAUCGCAUGGUUGUCGAAUCAAAAUACAAACAAGCAUCACCCAAACGAGAAGCCACCACAAAAUCAUCUGAAAAGAAAGAAACUAAAGCUAAACGUGAACCUAUCUCGCGCCGGCCAAGACCCUUAUCAUCACCGGUGAAAGGGUUGAAAGCUAUGAAAAGCCCAACCAAAUCCGUGAAGUCAGUUAAAGGUGAUGCCUCAAAGUUGAAGGGCUUACAAAGAGUAAAUUAUGAAGAUAUUCUGAAAGAUGCAAAGAAAUCUGACGAAGACACAUCCAAAUCCCUCGAUGACAUUAAACAACAAGAAUUAGACGAAAGAGAAGAACAAGAAAUUGUAAGAGAAAUUGAAGCUGUUUUCAACAGGGACAGCGAAGCUGAAGAGAAAAUUGAAUUUGUAGGACGAUCGGAUAUUGAAAAAAUUACAUGCUUAUUAGACGAUACUAAGACUGAAACGACUGCCGACGGCGAAUUUGAAGAAGAAUAUCUUAUAAUAGAAAAAGAAGAAGUUGAACAGUAUACCGAAGACUCUGCUGUGGAACGAGAGGAUACUCACGAGCAUGAAGAUGAAUUACAAAAACAUGCUAAAGAUAAAGAGGAAUCUGAGAAAAAGAAAGAUAUAACCGUACUAGAAAAGCCUGAAGAAACACAAAUCAAGACUGAAGCCGUUAUCGAAACGGACACGAAACAAAUUGAAUCUAAAGAACACUCAGUAAGCGUCGAAGAAAAACAAGAUAUAAGCAGUGAAAAGAAAACCUCUGAUAGUAAAAGUAUUCCUAAACCAAAAGAUUCUCUUGAAAUGCAGGUUCAAGAGUCUCAGCCGGAUGAGAAAAUAUCUACUACUAUUGAAUCAGGAGCAACCACUGCACCAACUCUGCCUGAAGAUGAAAGGAUAACACUUGAUGAUAUUAAAGAGGAUCAACAGGUUGAAGAAAAACACGUUCAGGAAGAGACUAAGGAAGUAAUUCCACCACAAAGUUUAAUUGACACAAAACCAUUAUCACUAGAAAAGAGCCCUAAACUUGAGUCCGUUCCAGUUCCAAUAAGAGAAAUCGUCAAGACUCCAGAUGAAGUAGCCGACUUACCUUUGCAUGAAGAAGUUGACUACAGAACUUAUGUAGAAAAGAAAACACCAGAAGAAGAAUUCAUAAAACGAAAAUCUGAUGACGUCAAAGUUCCUACAGACCUACCUCUCCUAGACCAAGAAGGUGUAGUAACAUACAAAGGAAUAAAAGCAGUUCAAGACGAUGUUGUUAUCAAAACUGUGCAACGUGCUUCCCAUCCUGAACUUGUCACUGUAACACCUGGAUCUGCUCCGGAGUCUCCAAUGUACCACGAACAAAUGAAAGUGUCAGCAGUUCCCGAUGAAGACCUAAAACCAGUUAAGGAAUAUGAUGAUGGAGAAUACGACUAUGGGCAGUAUACUGAGAAAUUGCGAGAAACUCACAUUACAACUCUCGAUUCACCAAUAAAAGAUGAUAUUAUUGUAAUCGAAGAGAUUCCAUGUAUGCCUGAAAAGAUCCCUUCAAUACCUGAAGAUGUUGAAAAAGAGAUUGAAGAAGCUCGUAAGUUGGAAAUGCCUGACAAACCUCCUUUGAGUCCUAAAGAAGUGGAAAAAAUUGUUGCUGAUGUCGCUGAAGUACUUAAAUCAGAGAAAAGCUUAGAAGAAAUCAUGGCCGAGAAAUCUCCUUUGCUUAGCAAAUCUCCGGAAGUUUUUCCAGUUACGCCAGUUACUGUUAGUGCAAUCGAAGCUACAAAAAUGCUCUUAACUAGUGAACAAGCAAUCAAACACGAUUUGCUUGAAGAACCCAAAGAGACAACAGCCCUGUAUACAAAGCCACACGAUGUCUCGGAAAUACAAAAAGAAGUGUCACCAGCCCGAUCCAUAACAUCAGAGGACGUUAGUGAAACUUCGGACAAGACAGUGCUUAGUGAAAGUAAACGAGUCAAACGAGAACUCAUAGACGAGAAGAUAAUCGAGAAAGUAGAUGAUGUUAAAGAAAGUAUAUACAAAGAAAUUAGUUCUGAUGUUACUGACCAUGAUGCAGACAUAGUUAAAGAAAAACCUUUACUCAAGGAUAUAGAAGAAAAACCCGAAAAACGAGUUAUUACCACACUAGAGUCAGCAAAAACGUUAGAAAAACUAGAAGAAAAAAUUGCUGAUCUUAAGAGAAAGGAAGAGAUAAUUUUACAAGAAAAGACUGAAGUUCCUGAUGUGUCAGAAAAACCUAUUAAAGACAAAUCACCCACAGAAGAAAAAGAAGUCUCAGAACAAGAAAUUCCGAAAAAAACAUUAUUGCAAAAGGCUGAAACUAAAGUUGAAAAAGUUGCCGAAAAAGUGUCAGCUUUCAAAGAUGAAGUGUUCGGAUUCUUCGGCAAAAAAUCUGACAAGAAAGAGCCAAGCCCAGAGAAAGAGAGUCCUGAAAAAGCUCCCGUAAAGGAAACUGAGACCAAAAAAGAGUCGGUUUCCAAAACACCAAGCCCCAUUAAAAUAGAACCUUCACAAGGUCUUUUGAUAGACGAACAACCUGAUACAAAGCCUGAAGUAUCAAUAUUUGAAGAAAUGAAGGAUCACAUUGUUGAUACUACUAAAGAAGCUACAAAAGACCUAGAUUUGAAGAAACUCACACAUGAGAAACCAGUUCAUAGUGAAAAAGAGCCGAGUCCAGACAUCUCAGACGAUAAGCUUCCUAGCUUAAUCUAUGAUGAAGAUCAAGAAUUAGACAUCGAGGAGAGGUUGAUUGGAUUUGAACCCAGUAGUAAACCAGAGGAAUUCACAACUACACAAGUUGUAACACUCAUUGAGAAAGGUAUCGUAAUCAUCAGGAAAACUACAACAACAACAAUUUUACAAGAAUAUAGUAAUGUCACUCGAACGAUUGUUAGAUAUAAAACCACUGUACUAACUAUUGAAGAUGAUGAACUUCCAGAUGGGAAAAAGAUUGGAAGAACAUACAGAAAAGUAUCCCUUUCUCAUGAACGACCAAAACUUGCUGCAACUAAGACUGAAAAACCACAUAGCCCUAUUAAACUUGACAAAGAGGAGUCACGUCAAGAAAAAACCGACGACAAGCCUAGUUCACCAAUUCAUACAGAAGAAAUAUUGUCAAAAUCUUCGGAUUUAGAAGAUAAAACAGUUUUGACGACCUCUAAACCUGACUUAAUUUAUAACGAAGAUGAGGAAUUGGAAAUUGAAGAACGACUUAUGGCCUUCGAGCCUGCUGGGAAACCAGAAGAAGUAACUACUACACAAAUAACAACAAUUACAGAAAAGGGUAUCUUGAUCAAAAGAAAAUCCACUGUAACGACAAUCCUUCAAGAAUACACAAAUGUAUCUAAAACAACAUUCAGAUAUAAAACUACUGUUUUAACGAUAGAAGAAGACGAGAUGCCAGAUGGUACCAAAUAUAGUCGAACCAUUAGAAAGGUCUCCCUUGCUUAUGAAAAACCGAAACUACCAUCUCCUACAACUGGUGAAAAGUCGAUUAGUUCAGAAGUAGAAAUAUCGAAAAAAAUGUCUGACAAAACAACAGUUGAAAACGAUAAAGGAGAAUCUAUCACGGACACCUUUGAUGACAAAAUAGUAAGUCCAGUAAAGCCUGAUGGAUCUGCGCCAGUUUCUUUAAAACCGGACGGAUCAACACCUACUUUAAUCUGGGAUGAAUCACAAGAAACGGAAAUUGACGAGAUAUUAAAAGAUUUCAAGCCUUUGGGUAAACCUGAGGAACACACAAUUUACAAACAUGAAUCUGUAAUUGUAAAAGGAGUAACAGUAUUAAGAGAAUAUAUAAUUACCACAGUUAUCACUGAAUUUAAACACGUCAGUAAAAAAAUUAAAAAAUGCAAGGUGUGCAUUAUGACUAUAGAAGCAGAUAAUCAUCCAGAUGGUUCCAAGUUUACCCGUGUUAUAAGACAAAUGAAACUUUUCGAGAAGAGACCUGACCCUAUACCAUUUGAAUUCGAAGAUAAAUUACAAAUUCCUGAAGAAGGGUCAAAUGUGGAAACAAGUGUUAAAACUAUGCUUGCUGUACCCAUUAAAAGACCAGAAAUUGUCGAACCGAGUCUCAUCACACGAGACGAAAAGGCGCCUAGUCCAGUACAUGUUGAUAAGAAAAAACCCAGUCCAGACAAGGUGGAUGAAAAAGAACCAAGCCCGGUUAAGCCUGAUGACAGAAAACCAAGUCUCAUUACAACAGGCGUUUACGCCUGA